GCUUUUCUGAUUUCACGCAAAACUAAUAUUUUGGUGGGGGUAAAACCUCGAUGACUGUUACCUACUCAAAUGAGGUUGCAACUUGUAAAGGAUUGGGGGUAUUCUGGAAACUACUCUUCAGAUGGAGGGGAAGCAUAUACAAGUUGGUGUGGCCGAACCUAUUCUUCUUUUUGGUUUUCUACUUUUCUCUCUCUCUCCUUUAUAGGUUCAUUCUCAACGAGGAGCUCAGGAGUUCAUUUGAGACCGUGAGUCGUCACUGCCGGGAAUUUGGAGAUCUGAUUCCUAUAACCUUCGUUCUAGGGUUCUACGUAGCAGUUGUUGUUAACAGAUGGUGGGCACAGUUCGAAUCAAUCCCUUGGCCGGAUCCAGUUUGUCUCUUUAUCACAACGUCAGUGGCUGGAGAUGAUGAAGUUGGACGGCUGGUUAGACGUACGAUAGCUAGAUAUAUGAACAUUGCACUCAUUCAAACAUUAAGAAUGAUCAGUGUGCCAGUAAAGAAGAGGUUCCCAACAACACAACACCUAGUGGACGCUGGUCUUUUACUAGAGGCUGAAAUGGAGUCCAUUGACAAGAUGGAGGCUAAUUCUGUUAAGCAUCCUAAAUAUUGGAUGAGCUUGGUCUGGGCUGGAGCUAUAGUGACGAGGGCAAAGAGAGAAGGACGAAUCACCGACGAAUUUGCGACCAAGACGAUUAUUGACGAAAUCAACAAGUUUGGGACGAAAUGCGCAGGGCUUCUCAACUACGACUGGGUUUCUGUACCUCUAGUUUACACACAGGUUGUUACCCUAGCUGUGUACUCUUACUUCAUCUCCUCUCUUAUGGCGCGACAAUUUCUAAGUGAUGAACCGGAUAUGGUGGUUCCCGUCUUUACAGUUCUACAGUUCGUCUUCUACAUGGGCUGGUUCAAGGUGGCCGAGGUUCUGAUUAAUCCCUUUGGCGAGGACGAUGACGAUUUCGAGGUUAAUUUAAUGAUUGAUCGAAAUAUCCAGGUUUCCUAUCUCAUCGUCGAUCAAAUGCAUCAGGAGCAUCCAGAAUUGGCUAAAGAUCACUUUUGGGAUGAAAAAAUUCCGCAUCAUCUUCCUUACACAGCCGCUGCAGAACAAUUCAGAACUGUUCCAUAUAUUGGAUCAACUGCAGUGGUUGAGGUGUCCCCAGAUCAAGCAGAGUUCGUUACUCUACAAACUAUACUAGAGGAACCUCAAAGCAGAAGUGAUAGACUUUCUAUAAACAGUGGUUUUCUGAGAACCAUGAUGGGAGAACUUAUGGGUAGUACUAAAUCAAGAUCCAGUCUUACGGUUGGAACAGAUUCAAACUACUCGGCCCGUCGUCUUCCUCUGUUGGGUACCUUGUUUAAACGCGGGAGACUUGGUUCCUGCCAAAGUAUAGCGUCUCACAAAUCCUCCAAACUGUUCCCGCCUAUUUUUGGCGCCAAGAAAAAAGCAGCUUCUUCAGAGAUGUCACGAAAAUGGAAAAACAAUCCUCGAAUAUUCUCUAG
Messenger RNA from Eurytemora carolleeae, 1495 nucleotides. RefSeq names its product bestrophin-4. The record is from RefSeq and is a predicted model, not a curated record. Gene Ontology annotation, molecular function: chloride channel activity. NCBI's taxonomy places the organism in Eukaryota, Metazoa, Arthropoda, Copepoda, Calanoida, Temoridae.